Drosophila hydei is the source of this 1620-nucleotide messenger RNA. RefSeq names its product cilia- and flagella-associated protein 45. The record is from RefSeq and is a predicted model, not a curated record. NCBI's taxonomy places the organism in Eukaryota, Metazoa, Arthropoda, Insecta, Diptera, Drosophilidae. The coding region runs from base 1 to 1620 and encodes 539 amino acids. The transcript has a single exon.
AUGCCUUGCCUAUCAGCCUGCAAUGUCCGAUUUGUGAGCGCUGAUGCGCAGCUUAAGCAGAAGUGCCAGGAGUUGAGGGCGCGAGCCCAGACCGCCGCGUAUCGUCCACCCAUUGGAGGAUAUAGACCAUUGACAUCUCGCACUGCACUCCAAGGCUGCUUUCAGAGAGCAAAUGACCAGUUUGCGGCCUUUGAUCAAAAGCAACUCAAGCGCAACGAGCGCGAAAGAAGGCGUAAUCAGGGCGCUAAGGAGCUUGUUCUACGGACCGCCGAUUUGAAUCGUCUGAAAGAGAAGUGCAAGUUUGCUAGCAUUCAUGACAAACUGCAGUCGCUAGAACAGAGUGAGACGGAGCAUCGAAAGCAGCUGCAACUGGUGAAGGAGACGAAGCAGCGCUUCAAGCAGAUCGACGAUGCUCGUAAGGCGCAAGCCGACGGCAGCAAGAAUAUCAGCAACGUCGACGAGGCUUUGGAGGAGCAAAAUACUGUGCUCAGUCGAGCUAUACUGGCUAAGCAGGAACAGGAGGAGGAGGUGAAGCAAGUCAAUCGCAUGAUUCUCGACGCCAAGUGCAAGGCAGUUAGAGAGGCCCAAAUCCAAGAGAAGCAACUAAUGGCUAGAGCCCUCCGCGAAGACGACGAGCGCCUGGCCAAAAUGGUAAACGAGCGAGCGAAGGAGGCGCUCAAUGCGGACGACGAGCGCGAGCGCCUCGAAAUCGAAAAGCGCGCAAAGUAUGCACAGGAAAUUCGUCAACAACUGAGUGAGCGCGAAAACAAACGCUUCCUGGAGGCCCAGCGGGUGGCUGACGAGGCCAAGCAUCUGCGCAAGGCGAGCGAGCUGCUGCGGGAAGAGGAGGAGCGCCAGCGGAGCUUUGUGCAACUGCGAAAGGUGCGCUUCCGCGAGGAAUUGCAGCGUAUUCGAGACAUGUCGAAUGUUUUCAAGACUAUGCUCAGCGAGCAGGAGCGACUGGCGGACCUGCGUGUGGCUGCCUACAUGCGCGAAAAACAGGAGAAGGAGCGCCAGCUCAAGGACAUGCAGAAAGCAAUGAAGAAGCAGUUCGAGAGAAGACAGCAGCGCAUCUUCACAAUAGCCACGGAGGCCCAAGAAACACGUCAAACUAACGAGGAGCUUAAGUACCUCAAGGAACGCAAUCGAGUGGAGCGUGAGUAUCGCCAGCGGGAGAAGCAGAUGGCAAUGGCUAAGCGCGAGGCCGAGCGCGAUUUGCUCCAGAGUCGCGCCCUGCAGGCGCAGGAAAUGAAGCAGCGCCUGGCCCAAGAGAUUGCCCAAGCCGAGGAAGACUUCAACAAACUGUUGACACGCAUGCGAGACGAGGAGGAGAAGCAAAAAAGACUAGACCUCGAGCGCGAGCAGCGCACUCAAGCGUAUCGGAGGGAUCUGAAGCAGCAAAUGACAGACAGGAAGGAAGAACGACGUCGCCUAACGGACAUCGAGCAUGAACGCAUGCAGAAGUGGAUGGACCAGGAACGCCAACGAGAUGCCAACAUCAUGCAGGUGAUCAGCUCCAAAAUUGCAUCCAUGCGCGACAACUGCCUGCCCGAGAAGUACCUGCAGGAUGUGGAAAAGCAGCUCAAGAAGAUCCAAAGCAGUCGCAAUCGCAUUCGCUAA